This is a messenger RNA of Anopheles funestus (African malaria mosquito), 5430 nucleotides long. Its product is annotated as acid sphingomyelinase-like phosphodiesterase 3a. NCBI's taxonomy places the organism in Eukaryota, Metazoa, Arthropoda, Insecta, Diptera, Culicidae. The record is from RefSeq and is a predicted model, not a curated record. The coding region runs from base 1751 to 3775 and encodes 674 amino acids. The transcript has 11 exons.
GAGCUACCGGUUCCGUUGAUCUUCUCAACCGUUUUCUUGCAGCUUGCAGACCGUUACCGGCACAGAGCACUAAAUUGAUUCGAAAUUUGACAGCUCCACAAAAUUCGAGCACUUGCAUCCGCUCAUGCGCACACGUUGGGAAAAAGUUUUGCCUCGGCCGCCUGUUCGACGCUGUCGGCUGUCAAGGAAGUGCUUUUUCCGAAAGGAAAGGCACCUGUUCGUAGGCCGAUCGGGUUUGCUUCGUGGUCGUGUCCGUAUUGCGACUGAGAAUACUCAUUCCGAAACAGAGGAGAAUAACAUUCAUGCGAGAGUCACCUUGAACGCUGGUGAGAACUGUGAUGAAAAGUUUGGUGGAAAAAAAAUCCCGCACAUAACAGCACAGCGUUGGCAUGUUUGGUGAAGUUUUGAAACAUUCAGGCUAUCCACUGUUGGAGCUAUCAUUCCAGUGCAGGAUCGUUGUGAAGUUUCGAGCUUUUAUUCUCACUCUCUAAUGAUAAUUUCUCUGUUAUUUUCCUGACACACUCUCCGCUCUCGAUGUUCCCGUUUCAGCUCACGCUCUCUGUUUGGUGGGUGGAAAAAUUGCUUCCCAAAGCGACUACGACAACGAAUCGACGGCUUUGGUUCACGCAUCGAGCUGUGAUCAGUUUUCUGCGAUGCCGUGCGGUGAUCGGACGUGUCCUGUAAACGUGCGUGUUUCGCUUUUCCGCUAACGCGGUACGCCGUGUGUAUGUGUGUGGUGAAUUUUUUCAGUGUGAACUUCUACCAGACAGUGUGCGAAAGUGUUUUUAGGUAUGAUUUGAUUUGGUGAUUAAAUAUGUCAAUGCAGAAGCUUUUAAUCAUAUGGAACGGAAAAAGGUGUUUUGUAUGAUACAUAGGAAAAGAAGGAAAAUUCGGGAAGGUGUUUGAAACAUCGUCAUCAUCGAGGGCAGUGUUAAUGACAGUAAUGACUGCAGUCCCCAAAAACACUGCCUUAUGUUACGGAAAAGACAAUGAACUACAGGUAACAGGGAUGAAUUUAUUAACAGUUAACUAAAUGUGACAUAAGGGAGUAUAGCAAGGCAGCAGGGAAAAAUAGAAAAUUGUGGAAAGAAUUGUGAAAAUUGCAAGCAUGAAUGGAGGGAUGUAUUCAAGAUGUAUUCGAAUGGUUUUCUGUGAAAUCGUGUCAAGGUGAAUUUGUUAAACUACACGAAAAAUACUAAAAAAAGGACACUUUUCAAUGCAAGUGUUUACAGUGUGUUGUGAAACAAGCGUCAAUGUGGAGGAAAGGCGCAUACAAGCAAAUUUUCUCGUGCGAAACUUCUAUUGGAAAAAUGCCAACCAAUGUGCCAAACAGCAAAUCACAGCACCAGCCGCAUCAUCCAAAAGGAUUCAAGCCGAACAACACACACAAAAAAACUGAUGGUGAAUAGCAGCCAUCGAUAUAAGCACGGAACAGCCCCGGAAGCUUUAUCAUACUGACUGAAUGCAGCUGUGAAUAGGAAGUAAACACUAAUACAAACAAAAACAAGUGGCUUACAGUUACAAAAAAAAAAACAGUGAAGUGAAGCAUAACAAAAGUGUGGUGAUCGUACAGUGCUUUAUGUUCUGCAAACCUUAAAAAAUAGUGACUCGUGUUGGGAUUCGGGAGAGGGAAAAUCAUCGACCGUACCGUAGUGAGGUUAGGUAGAAACUGAACGGACGCAGUUAUUGUUUUCCACGUCGUGUCGAAUGCGGUCAGCGGAAUGCUCUGCUCCGUUUCCAUGUUGAUUACAUGAAACAUAAUGGAUAUGCUGGGACACUUACAAUGGACCUCAAUAGGCUAUUGAAGGUCUUCCCGGGCAUAGCGUUAACAUGGGUUUGCUUCCUGGUAGCAACGUACUGUGUUAAGCUGACCGAUGCGAGAAUAGGGUACUUCUGGCACAUAACAGAUUUACAUCUGGAUACGUACUACACUACCAAGGGUGAUAUCUUUCGCAGUUGCUGGCUUAACGAACAUCACUCGAACACGGCCAGCGCCAAACGACCGGGACUGUACGGAGAUUACAUGUGCGACAGCCCAUGGAGCCUGCUGGAAUCCGCCACCCAAGCCAUGAAGUCCAAGCAAGGUGAUAACGUCGAGUUCGUCCUGUGGACUGGCGACGGUCUUUCCCAUUCUGCCAAGCGAAUGCACGAAACCAAGCGAUUGGACGUGCUGCGUAACAUUACGGAGCUGAUGAGCCGAACGUUUCCGUCACAGUUUGUGUUUCCGGUGCUCGGCCAUGAGGAUGGUAGUGCCAACUUCGAGCAGCUCGGCGAUCUCUGGCGCCACUGGUUACCGCUGGAGGCAUUACAAACGUUUGAAAAAGGUGGUUACUAUACCAUCGAACAGACAAAGAGCCGGCUAAGAAUAAUAGCUUUAAACACGAACUAUAUGCGGCACGACGCCAAGUACUCGCAGUCGCAUUCGUCGGCGGUGAAGCAGCGGCCAGACGGCUCCUACCAUUACCCAGCGGGCGGUCACUACGGUGACCAUCAUAUGGGCAAACACUAUCACGCCCGGGAAGGAAGCUCUUCCGGGUAUCUGUACAGUGAUCGACGGAACGGAUAUAGUAGCAGUAGCAACCAAGCGGACAGUGGUGUCGGUGGCCACGCCAGUGCAUUAUCGGGAUCAAGCAGCCACGAGUCGGAGAAGCAGUGGGAGUGGCUGGAGGAGGUUCUAGCAAAAUCGAGUAGAAAUAAGGAAACUGUAUAUAUCGUAGGACACAUACCACCGGGCUCGGAUGAGCGCCACAUUGGCCAAACGAUCCCGUUCGGGCAUUCCAGCUUCACCGAGAAGAACAACGUGCGCUACCUGCGGCUGGUGAAGCGAUACUCAUCGAUCAUUCAGGGACAGUUCUUUGGACACCUCCAUUCGGACUCGUUUCGAGUGGUUUAUAAUGAAGUUGGCAAACCCGUCUCCUGGAUGAUGAUUGCACCAUCGAUAAGCCCACGGAGAAGCGGCGAGUCCAACAAUCCCGCCAUGCGGCUGUACAAAUUCGACACCGAUACAGGGCAGGUCUUAGACUACACGCAGUACUAUCUAGAUUUAGAGCAGGCGAACAAGCUGGAGGAAGCGGUGUGGCAGCCUGAGUACAACCUUACCACCUACUACUACGGUCUCAGCGAGGUGUCAUCGUUGGCCCUCCACAAUUUGGCCGAUCGCUUCAACAACGCGGACGAUGCGCAGUUCAUGAAGUACUACAGGGCGAAUUCUGUACGCCACGCUACCAGCACCUGCGAAGGUGUCUGCCUGCUCAACCACUACUGUGCCAUUACCAGGCUGGACUAUCGCGAGUUUCGCAGCUGCCUGGAAACGGCGGCCAAAGCGAUGGCAUCGAAAAAUGGCAGCCCCGCCGGACUGUUUGUGUCGACCUUCGCCUUCAAUCGAUUGCUCAUGACCAUUCUGCCGGUCCUGCUGAUGUUACUGCUCGUGUGGAGCAGCUUCUGGACGGUCGAAUCGGUUCCGAUUGCUGCCGGAAGUGUCUGCCUCGGUACGCUACAGCCAGCCACUUUUAUCGCUUCGUGCUGGCACACUGCCGCGGGAUGGAUGAUGGCGAUUGGUCACGCCAUCAAAAUGGCCCCAUCCGUGUGGAUCAUCUGCAAAGCUUCAUCGGUACUGUUAGUAAGUACAUUUUCCUGUUUUUUCGUAUGUUUGUCCCAACGUCAUGGUGGAACGAUAGUUUCAUGUAGAAUGAAACGUAAACUGAGAGCUUCUUCAAAACCGGAGAGGGUUGAAUGUGCGAGGAAAGAAUUUCAUUGUGAAGUAGACGAAAAUUAAGUUGUUUACCCUAUCCUCCGUUUUUGUUCAAUUUAGUGUAUUAUUUCAUAAAGCACUAAUCCUUUUUAAAAACACUUAAAGUCGAUUCAGUUCAGUGAAAAUAAAUGUGUUGGUAAGAAUACAGAUGAGUGUUACACUAUAGCAGAAGCGACAGUCUAGUAAAAAGAAAACAAAUGAAUGUGAUACAUAAUAAAACAGAAGAAAAAAACACACAUAAACAAAAAAAAAAGAUCGCGUAUUGCACUAAACGCAAGAGCCAAAUUCGAUUGUUGGCUUUGCAAUAGGUUGAACGGAAAAGAAAAAAAAACUACAAAAAGCUUAGCUAAAACGUUUGAUUGCGAUUUCAGCCCUCGAUCAAAUUUCACAUCCUCGGUGAGUUAUUUGCGAAUGCAGAAAAACCGUGCAAAACCGUGUGUGUUUGUGUGGCACGCGAUUUGUUACGCUUUCGGCUAAGAAGGGAAUUAGCGUUUGAAUAAACCAACAAAAACCGAAACCCCUUGAAAACUCUGUUUUACAUUCCACCCCGUUGUGUACAUACACCAGAGACUAAGCCAUCGCUGGCAGUGUUUUAUUUUACGAACUGAUUAUGCACUGAUUAUAAAUGUUACGCUCUACUCUCUCUACACAUACAAAUAGCAAAGAAUACAGGUCGAUAAUGGAAGAAGUGUGUGAGUUUUGUGUUGGGAAGGCAUAUGAGUUUAAGUUACUGAUACAUUUCGAUGUUUCAUUGUUUCCUGAAUGGUGAACCCGACCUAAUGCUUCUCUUCGUAAUGUAAAAAAAAAAACAAAAUGAGAAAAAGCGCUCACAAAGCACGAAGCGAUGGCACGCGUAAUAGCAAAAGAGCUAAGUAAAUCGUGUGGAUGAUAAAUGAAAGUAAUAUAUGGCCAUUAAUAGCAACAACAAAAUAUGUCUCAGAUUAAGAACAAAAAAAAACAAACGGAAGAACAAUACGGCAGAAGUUAUACGCUCGUCAAGCGACGCAUACACGUAGGUAAAGCCAAAUUUUUCUAGUGCUUUGUGAACAACACGAAGCAAACCGGGCAAAGUAACAAAACAACGCGGUUUACAUCGCAUUCGUUUCCCAUUUUCAUCCAACUUAAAUGUAAAAAAAAAAGAAGAAUACAAAUUCGCAAACAAACCACACACGAAACACUUAAAUGCUCCACAGAAUUCCUCUGCUCAUUGUCUGUUCCCGGAAGGGUGGAAAGCAUCAGGCAACAAACAACGGGAAAAACUCUAAUAAAUAUUUUAAAACAUCCCAUUAGUAAACUAGUUAAAACCCCAGCGAAAUAAUCAUACAGUGAAGAAGGAGUGAAAAAAAAAAUAAAAAGAAACAGCAAGAAAGAAAGAAAAGGACGUGAGCAGGGAACGUAACAAUAUAUAAAAGAGUGUAAGCUGUGGAACUAUGAAAGAAAACUAAAACCACAAUACAAACAAAUUCGAUUGGUAGCAUACAAAACAAAAACAACCAUGAUGAAAAAAAGAUUGGAGAAGAAUCAUACAAAUACAUACAGCAAAGGAUUCAAUGAAAUUGAUCAAAAUGAAGGACGGAUACAUUUGCAAGCUAAACAAAUUUAAAGGGAAGCUGACACACAACACAAAAACUGAAUAAAGUGUACAUGUUUUUAAAUAAAAGUGACAAAUAAACACAAAA